Phyllostomus discolor (pale spear-nosed bat) is the source of this 5050-nucleotide messenger RNA. RefSeq names its product pentraxin 4 (gene PTX4). Bases 2554 to 3969 code for a protein of 471 amino acids. Lineage: Eukaryota; Metazoa; Chordata; Mammalia; Chiroptera; Phyllostomidae. The transcript is spliced from 3 exons. The record is from RefSeq and is a predicted model, not a curated record.
CUUUUCUUGUACCUUCGUGUGCGAGUUUUCUGGCGUGAUCUCCAGCCCUCCGUCAGCUCCGGAGAUCCAGUUCUCUCUUGGGCGCCACGGUGCGCGCCUCCACAAUUCCUGCUUGAGCACCGACCAUGUGUCCAGCCUCGCUCCCCAUCCAGCAUCGCCAUCCUGGAGGCAAGGGUCUGCUCUCCAGGAGCCACGACCCUUAUAGGAAAACGCACUGUAGACAAGGAAGCAAUAACAACGGGAACGGUUGCAGGGAUUCGUGAAUGUAGCGGUGUAAAUGAGACAGGGUCCUGGAAUAGUAGCUGCACGUUCAGCAUGUGACCACCGGCCACAGGUGGCUGUGGAAGUCAGCUGAAUUCAAAUAAAAUGCACAAGUCGGUUCCUUCGUCGCACCAGCAAUUUUUCAAGAGCUCGAUAGCCACCUAUAGCCAGUGGCUGCCGUAAUGCACGGCCCAUCUAGAUAUGGUACCUUCUUGGCAGAAGCUCCUAUGGGCGGCAUCGGGGAGUGAUCUGGGAAGACCUCACAGAGAGGUGACAUUUUAGACUAGAUGGUCCUCGUGGAGAAAUCUGGGAAACGUUUUAUUCAUUCAACAUUGUUAAUUAAAUGCCUGCUGCGAGCAGCAAGCAUUCUUCCAGGAAAAAGGAUGAAGCAGAUGAAGUCCCUUCUCACACAGCAGGGAGGGAACUGGUGUACCUGAGCAAUACGUCAAAUGGCAAAUACUGAUACGGAAAAUUAGGAGGAGUAAGAAAAUGAGUAACUAAGGACAUGCUCAUUUUAAAACGUCCACACUGGGUGCAGUUGGGAGAAUGGACGGUAGGGGGCAACCGCGGAGGCAGGGAGCCCAGCUGGGUGGCUGUUGUAAAGACAGGUGUGGGCCAGGUGGUGAAAACUGGUUGAGCUGGGAUGUUUCUGUGGAGUAGAACUGAUGGAUUGGAUGUGGGGUGUGAGGGAGUGAGGAGUCGAGGAUGAUGCCUUCCUGGGACUCUGGGAAUUCCUCCCCGUCCACUUCUGGGUGAAACCCCUCACUCUCCACCUCCUCCUACAGCUACUGCAAUCAUCUUUUAUUCCCCUAUUUUUCUGUUGAUUCAAUAACUUCUCACAAAACAGUGCACAGAAAAUCAAUUUCUUAAGCCUUUACAUAUCUGAAAAAUGCCUUUAUUCUUUGCUUCAGGUCAAUUUACAUUUGAGCCUGUUGCACAAUUCUAAAUGAAAACCAUUUUCACUCAGAAAUGUUAAGGUUUACUCCUCUGCCUUUACCAGCCAGCACUGCUGCUGAGAUGGCCAACAGUUCUCUGGGGAGAGUCUCAACCCUUCCAAAGUGACCAGGUUUUCUCUCUGGACACUUUUGAGAUCUCCUCAGCAGAGGUGUUCUGGCACUUGAUGAAAGGAGCCUUGGGGUCAGCCGCUAUUUCCUUGACCCAGUGCUCUUCGGCACGUGGUCUUGGAAAUAACGGAUGCCCUUGUCUACGACACCUUCCUGGAUAGUCUUCCUAACAAUUCCUUCCACCUGUUUUCUUUAGUUUCACUCCUGCGGUUUAUUUUUGUUGGAUUGAUCUCAAGUGUUAUGUUUUUCCUCUUCUUUUCCAUCUCUUUGUCUCUUUGCCCUACUUUCUGGGCAGUUGCUUUAACUUUGCCUUUCAGCUGUUUGUUGAGGGGGAAACCAUAGUUUUUUUUUUUUUUUCAAGAGCAACCUCUCCCUUUUUGAUCAUUCCAUUUUUUGUAGCAUCCAUUUCUUGCCUUGUGAACACAAGGCUUUCUUUGGUUUUCUGAGGGUAUCGAUUGGAACCUUUUUGAGCUUUCCCCUGGCCCUCUGCAUUGUCUCCUGGGCUCCUGUUGUGUUUGGGCAGAUUUCCGUCACUCCUGUCAGAAGCUUCCAAGUGUCUGGUGAUCGUUGCCUGAGAUUUCAUAUUAAGCAAGAGAGACUAAACAGAGCCAUGGAUAAGGGGGACCACUGUACAGCUGCAAAGACCCUUUUCCAAAUAAGGUCCUGUUCAUAAGUACAGGGGUUAAGACUUGGACCUAUGUUUUUGGGGUGGGGAGUCACCAUUCAGCCUGUUCCCAAAUAAAUUAGGGUGGCUUCCAAUCCCAUGUCCUUUCUCUUACUUAAGGGAGAGAUGUCCUCACAGGAUGUUCAUGGUGGGACAGUGGGCCCCACAGCAGACUUGUAUCCAAGGACUCCCUGGCCCCAGCCAGGUUCCCUGUCUUGCUUUAAUUUCCUUUUGGUGGGAACAUGAGUCCAUGAGCUCCUGCUAAAGCGAUCACCACUGUCCACCUCAGAGCCAGCAAGAACAGGGUUUCUACCCCAUGGAAUUAUUUUCCAAAGACACUGCAUCUGUUGUAAGCUUGUCUCCUUGGGAACCUCCAAAUCUCCAGAGCCCGUGGGCUGGAAAACAGAUGCAUUUCAUUGACUGACAGGAAAUACCCAACUCCAUGCCAGAGUCGAAGAAAAUCUCCACUGAGAGCUGGAGGGAGCAUAGGUUGAGGCAAGAGCACGAAGCAGGCAGCAGCAUCCUACAAGUUGGUGGCAGCUCCUGCUUCUCUUCCGUCUUGGAAUGGGCUGCCCAGGAAGGAAGACCCUGUCUUUCUUCCUUAUUUUUGUGCUCAUUUAUCUGCAUGGGGCCUUGUCGCAGGAAGCUGGCCCUACAGGGCAGAGAAAACCGUUUUUUGAGAGGCUCCGCAGACUGGAGGAGCAGUUUCGGAGGUUCCAGGAGGCAACCUUAACACACCUGCAGGCCAUUGCCAGCAACUACAACCUGUCCUACAACAUCGAUGCCCGGUUCCAAAACUUGGCCCAGGAGAGCCAGGCCUUGGCUCUGGAGGUCAACCAGUCACAGGCCACUGUGCAGAGUGACCUAGGCCACCUGAAGACCUGGAUACGGAAGACACAACGCAGAAGCCGGAAGGUGGACUCCAGGCUGCUGGCUUUGGGUUACGCCCUCAGGGAGAGGAACCAGCAGCACACUCAGGAGAGGAAGGAACAGGAGGCACAGAGAGAAGCCCUGUCUGGCCUGGCCCUGGACGUGCGGGCCCUGCAGGACACACUGGCUCACCUGACACACGUUGUCCAGAGCCAGGGCGCCAGGCUGGCUGCUCUUGAGGGGUGGCUUCAGGUGGCUUGUCCUGGCACCACAGCCCCGGUGUGGGCCCCUGCUGAGCCUCGGCUGCCAAGCCCAAGAUCCCUGGAGCUGCAGGGGGUCAGGCAGGCACUCAGUGCUUCACCUGAGCCCAGGGACGAACCUCAGGACUUUGCUGGCCAUCUCCAAGGGACCCAGGAGCCCCCAGCUGCAGGCAGCCAGUGGGGUUGGCCCCCUGAGACACAGGCAAAGAUUUGCAACGUGGGGUCUGCACUCAUCUUCCCGAACACCUCCACCCAGAAUGUCGUCUUCCUCAGCCGAGGUUUCCUCUCAGGCCUGCGGGCCCUGUCUGUCUGCAGCUGGGUCCGGACAGCCGCAGGCCACCUGGGCACCCUCCUCUCCUAUGCCACCGAGGAGAACGACAACAAGCUGGUGCUGCAUGGCCGGGACUCCCUGGCCCCCGGCUCCAUCCACUUUGUGAUUGGAGACCCAGCCUUCAGAGAGCUGCCCCUGCAGCCACUACUGGAUGGCCAGUGGCACCACGUGUGUGUCAUCUGGACGUCCGUGCUGGGUAGGUUCUGGCUCCAUGUGGACCGAAGGCUAGUCGCCACCGGCUCCCACUUCAGGGAGGGCUAUGUGAUCCCUCCCGGAGGGUCCCUGGUGCUGGGCCAGGAGCAAGACAGCAUGGGGGGUGGGUUCGAUGGCUCUGAGGCCUUCGUGGGGAGUGUGGCAGGCCUAGCCAUAUGGGACCGUGCACUGGUCCCCAGGGAAGUCUCACACCUUGCCACCGGGAAGGAGCUCCCGCCUGGCGCCAUCCUGACACUGGCUGAUGCCACACUGAUAGGUGGGUUUGUGCAGAGGGUCAACUGCACCUGCCUAGAGCUCUGUCUGUGAGGCCUCACCACCCAGGGCCUGUGGUCAUGCUCUGUGCUUGCAAGAGGAGCAAGUCUCCAGUCUGUUCAACCAUCCCCAAUCCCAGCACACUCCACAGAGGGACCCCACCCAGCCUGGAGAUGGAAGGACAGGACACUGCCUCCAACCUGAACUGGGCACACCUGGCAUCUAACGUAGAAUGAGGGCACUCCAUUGGGGGGGACAAAGAAAUGUGGAGGGGGAGAGAAGGCGAUGGGAAGAGACAUAAGUCAGGAUUCCUAAGAAUUGCAUUCUUUCCCUUGUGGUGACAUCCUUACAGUUGCCCUCUCUGCAGUAUGACAUCAGGCUAACAAGGCCCGACCAGGCCAGAUGGAAGUGCUGGACUCCCGCAGGGCCUCCCUGGGGGGUGGGUUUGCUGCCAUUCCAGGUUGCUUCGUGGAGAACUCCGUUUUCCUGGAAACUUCAUGGGCAGCAUGUAAACUGUCACCGUACUCUCUCAGGGCGACUCAUGGAAGUUUCCCUUUGGUUGAUCCUUGUUCCAAUGCCUCAUGAAAAGGGCCAGAGAACCCAUUUCCUGGCCCCCAACAGUACAGCCCCCUAUUCACCAGGAACCCUGAGAGUUCCCUCAGGGUCCUGUGAUGGUUGUUGAGGCUACGGAUGCCUCCAGGAAAGGGGACCUGCAAUGAGCACGGUGUAUUCAGAAAUAAACAUUAAUGAUGGGCAGCAAUGCUUUUAAAGCAGCUGUUUUGGGGUAUAAUUUACAUUUAAAAAUUAGUGGUCACUCCUGACUGCUCCACCCCAGCCUUCUCCCGCAGCUCUGGCAACUGCUGAUCUGCUUUCUGUUUCUGUGGAUUUGCCUGUUCUGGACAUUUCGUAUAAAUAGAAUCACGCAGAAGUUGCCCUUUUGCAUCUGGCUUCUUUCACUCAGCAAAUGUUCUCCGGGUCACGCAUGUGGCAGUGAGGGUCAGUGCCUGGCUCUUUCAUGUGGCUGGGCGACAUUCUGCUGUAAGGGACCACAUCUUGUUUAUCCAUUGAGCAGUUGAUGGAUAUUCGGAUUGUUUCCAGCUGGGGGCUAUUGUGAAUAAAACUGCAUACACAUUCU